Schizosaccharomyces cryophilus OY26 is the source of this 1377-nucleotide messenger RNA. RefSeq lists its product as uncharacterized. Bases 1 to 1377 code for a protein of 458 amino acids. The record is from RefSeq and is a predicted model, not a curated record. The transcript has a single exon. NCBI's taxonomy places the organism in Eukaryota, Fungi, Ascomycota, Schizosaccharomycetes, Schizosaccharomycetales, Schizosaccharomycetaceae.
AUGAAGUUAGCUGGGUAUAUUCUAUUGAGCUUUGUCGCGCUGGCAUCUGCACUGCCUUCUGUUCCUUUUCUUAAUAAGCGCAUAGCUGAAUCUGAUAAUGCAACUUUAUACAAUUCUACCAGUACUGAGACAGUUCCUACUACACCUGUAGUCCUCGACGUUGUUUUAUUGAAUGGUACUUCUUGGAUUUCAACCCGCGAAAGAUUCUGGGCAGUUGAGAGCAGCAAGGAUGAGUUUACCAUUGCUGAAACUUCACACAGUUUUAAGUCUAUUGACAGUGUCCUUUGGAGCCCAAUCUUAGACAACAUUGACCAUCCUCGACUUUUGGUUUUGGAUGAAGUCGCUAGCAAAAGUCUUUCUAAGGUUGCAAGUGGCGUCUCUGGUGUUUCCUCUCUUUGGAAUCAAACCGGUAGUGAUAGUAAUGCAACAAUUUCUGGUAACUUUUACCCGACGAAUACGACAACUAAUUCAUCUAUCGCUUGGAGCCCAACCUCAAAUCAGACUAACACGUCUUCAUCUGUCUCUACUGAGGUCAACUCUAAGAUUCUUUCUUUCUUUGGAUUAAGUGAAAGGCAUGUUAACCAUUCAAGUUCACGGCUAGUGAUUGUAGGAACUGCGAAACCAACACUGAAAAAUGUCACUGUUUUGGAUUCUUCCGAGAAAUCCGUUUAUCAAUCAUUGGUUCAAGAAAAUAAUCGGUAUAUUCGACGUGAUAUUCCUGAGAUCGACGCUGAAGUUAUUGAUGUAUUUGGCUUUGACUUUUAUUAUUUGGCUUUAAGCUCGUCCAUUUCGUUCUUAAAGAGCUUUGCCUUUUGUAAUCAAACGUCAGCCUUUUCAUUAUUUCAGGAUCUUGCUUCAUGCGGCGUAUCAGGUCAGCUCAGCUCUUCAUCUUGUGCAGACGGUAGUUAUUAUUCGCUUUUCGGCCCUAAUGGCUAUUUUGUGACAGAUUUGGGAAGUACAGCAGAUGUGAUUGUGGUUAAUAGUGAGACGAAUUGUAAUGCCUCUGUUUCCGCUGUUGCUUCCAACACCACAUACGUGAAUGUGAAUAGUGCCGUUAAUCUGACAUCUUCUUUGUUAACGAAUAUCACGUACAAUGCGAAUUAUACUAACAGUUCAAUGUCCACUAUCCCCGUCCAUGACGUUACCAAUGCCACUGGCACUAAUACGACUUCCUAUAAUGAUAGUGCUCCUGCUUCUGGUUUUAACCCUUCAGUGUAUUACGGAUCAGGAUUCUUGAAUAUUACUGAUUAUUUGAAUACUGAUGGUGAUGGUCAUAUUGUUUUGAAGGGACCAAGUGGACGAGCCUUAGGAGACUUUUACAUUCUUAAUGGUACACAAGUGGCCUUAGGAGAUUAUUUAAUUCCACUAUGGUGGUAA